Molecule: messenger RNA, 1996 nt
Organism: Glycine soja
Lineage: Eukaryota; Viridiplantae; Streptophyta; Magnoliopsida; Fabales; Fabaceae
Product: pentatricopeptide repeat-containing protein At1g60770-like
Exons: 2
Coding region: 155-1627 (490 amino acids)
Cellular component (GO): mitochondrion
Molecular function (GO): protein binding
Source: RefSeq, a predicted model, not a curated record
UGAAGCCAAUAAGUAGAGCCCACCAAUUUUGAGCCCGCGAGCCCAAUCUAUUCUUCUUGUUCAUCAUGCCUGGAGCUGUUAGGGUUUUGGUUUUGGUUUCUCCGACCUUGAACGCUUCCCAUCUUGGUGAGUAACACGAAUCUGAGGAAAAAAAAUGUCGAUUAUGCAACUUUACGGGCGCAGCAAGAGCGUGGUGAAGCGGUCGAAGAAGUACUUGGAAGAAGCGCUUUACAUGAAGCUCUUCAAAGAUGGAAGCUCCCAGCUCAUCGUUCGCCAGAGCCUCAACAACUUCGUCAAGAGCCGAAAGCGCGUUUACAAAUGGGAGGUAGGCGACACGCUCAAGAAGCUUCGCGAUCGCAAGCUCUAUCAACCCGCUCUUAAGCUAUCAGAAACCAUGGCUAAGAGGAACAUGAUCAAGACCGUCAGUGACCAUGCGAUACAUCUUGACCUUCUUGCAAAGGCUCGAGGAAUUACUGCUGCUGAAAAUUAUUUUGUUAGUCUCCCAGAACCUUCUAAGAAUCAUCUUUGUUAUGGUGCCCUUCUGAAUUGUUACUGCAAGGAAUUAAUGACUGAAAAGUCGGAAGGUCUUAUGGAAAAGAUGAAGGAGCUUAGCCUUCCUUUAAGUUCCAUGCCAUACAACAGUCUUAUGACGCUUUAUACAAAAGUAGGGCAACCUGAAAAGAUUCCAUCCCUCAUCCAAGAAAUGAAGGCUAGUAAUGUCAUGCUGGAUUCAUAUACAUACAAUGUCUGGAUGAGAGCUCUUGCUGCUGUUAAUGAUAUCUCUGGUGUUGAAAGGGUCCAUGAUGAGAUGAAGAGGGGUGGUCAAGUCACUGGAGAUUGGACUACAUAUAGCAACUUAGCAUCUAUUUUUGUUGAUGCUGGCUUGUUUGACAAGGCAGAAGUGGCGCUCAAGGAAUUGGAGAAGAGAAAUGCUUUCAAAGAUCUUACUGCUUACCAGUUUCUAAUUACAUUGUAUGGGCGAACGGGUAACUUAUACGAGGUUUAUAGGGUGUGGCGUUCACUUAGGCUGGCAUUUCCUAAAACUGCAAACAUAAGCUACCUGAACAUGAUUCAGGUGUUAGUUAACUUGAAAGAUCUCCCAGGAGCAGAAAAAUGUUUCCGGGAGUGGGAAUGUGGCUGCCCCACUUAUGAUAUUCGAGUUGCGAAUGUUUUGAUACGGGCAUAUGUAAAAUUAGAUAUGCUGGAGAAGGCUGAAGAGCUCAAGGAGCGCGCUCGGAGGAGGGGUGCCAAGCCUAAUGCCAAAACCUUGGAAAUCUUUAUGGAUUACUAUUUGCUGAAAGGAGACUUUAAGUUGGCAGUGGAUUAUCUAAACGAAGCAAUAUCAAUGGGUAGAGGGAAUGGUGAGAAGUGGGUUCCAUCGUCAAGGAUCAUCAGUAUCAUGAUGAGGCAUUUUGAGCAAGAGAAGGAUGUUGAUGGUGCAGAAGAAUUUCUAGAGAUCUUGAAGAAAUCUGUGGAAUCUCCAGGGGUGGAGGUGUUUGAAUCCUUGAUCAGAACUUAUGCAGCUGCUGGUAGGAUCAGUUCGGCUAUGCAACGGCGAUUGAAGAUGGAGAAUGUGGAGGUGAGUGAAGGCACCCAGAAGUUGCUUGAGGCAAUUUCUGUGGAGUGACACUCUCGAUGCUUUCAUUCUUCAAGAUUUGAUUGUUGUAAACUGAGAUGUGAUCAUUCUACACAUUUUGUUUUGGUGAUAAAAUUUGGUAUUUAGAUUUAAACAUUUUGGAAUGGCGCAUGCUGUAGAACAUUGAGGGCCUCUUAUUUGAUUACUGAACUAAUAAAAUACUGGGGGUGCUCGGUGCAUACAUAUGUCCCUGAAUCCUGUGUGCUGGUAAAAAAAAAGUGCUUCACAAAUGGGAUCUAAUCAUGGAACGCCUUCUAAGCAUGAAUCAUUUCAGUCAGUGAAAGGUGAGUUCAUAUCAGUUCUUCUGACGACAUUAAUUUGGUUAUUGAAGAUAAUUAUUCUCUCUGGGUAAAAUGAAAA